GCAGCUUUGCCAUUUUUAGGUGCAAAGGCCAAGCUGUUUGGAGCAGCCGUGGUGUUUUUGCAGAAGCAAGGGUCAGCGACUGGAUGCUUCCCUGUUGUUUGCAGUGAAAAAAUGGCUGAUUUCUGCAGGAGGCUCUGGGUUCUCCAGGCAAACCUCUGGCUGAUGGCCCUGGCUGCAGGUGGGAUCUCAGCAUUCGGGAACAGCACCAGUAACAGCACAGGCAAUGGGUGCCGAAAGCUGCACCAGCACCCGCGCUACGUGGCGGCCAAGAGGAACACACCCAUCAGCUUCAUCUGCUACACCCCAGAGCCCCAGAGCAUGCAGUGGUACAAGACGGUGGAGGGCAGCGAUCAGGUCUACGUGAGGGACCAGAACACCUCCCGCUUCAGCGUCGAGAGGACAGAAAACUUCAUCAACUUCACUAUCUUCGGGAUCAGAUACGAGGACAACGGCAUCUACGCGUGCGACAGGAAGAACCUCAAGUCGGAGAACAAGCGGCCGCACAUGUGCGGGACGGAGCUCAGGGUCAUGGGUCACAGCAACAUCCAGCAGAUCCGGAGCAGGAACACCCUGAAAGAUGCCAUCAUCAUCAUCCAGUCCAUCCUGCUGGUCGUCUUCAUCAGCGUCCCCAUGCUCCUCUUCCUAGACAAGGGUGAAGGCAAAGAGAGCCCUGAGGAGGACCACACCUAUGAGGGUCUGGAGGUGGAGCAGAUGGCCACCUACGAGGACAUCACUCCUUUCCGUGACGUGAAGGCCAAAUGGACAGUCGGGGAACACCCAGGGGAGGAGUGAGGGGUCUCACACCCACCGCCAGGCCAGCACCGGUGGCAUCGCUCCCUGCCAGCACCACACCAGUGCCCCGUGGGGACAGGCACCCAGGUCCCGAUCUGCCACCAUGGACCUUCAGCUGCCUCCAGCAGCCCUGCACAGAGCUCGAGCCUUGCUGCCCUUCGGUGCUCGCUGCGCUCCCCAAGACUGUCCUAUCCCGGCUGCUGAACCCCUAAAGCCCAUGUAGAUAUUAGGAGCCAACCCCAGCCCCCUGGUCACCAGCAGCCCCGAUCCCCAGGCAGCCCCACACCUUGCUCUGAGCUCCUGCGUGGCCAACACAACGGCAGUGCGGUGCUGGGUGCUGGGGCUCCUCCGUCCCCACCACCUCCUGGAAGGAGAGGACCAUGCUUGAUCACUCCCCGUGCUGCAAGGACCCUUGUGGGCUGUGAGACCCCGCUGUGGGCCCUGUAAUCCUGGCAGUGGAGCCAAGGUGAGCAGAACUAUUGGGGUGUUUUAAAUAGAUUUGGGGCCACUGUUUAGCUCUCAAGCCAUAGACGUGCCCAGCAGGCCAAGCUGGAAGUUGUACAAGCUGGAAGAUCCUCUGAAAGUGCCUCGUUCUCUCCAAAGACUACAGAAAAGCUGGGGAGGCAGCCCAGUCCUGGAGGGUCUUGCACAGGGCUUGCUCCUCACCAGGCAAGAGCUGGCCUGUGUCAGAAGGAUGUUCCCUUGGAGAGGGACAAGUGCAACCUCAGAACCUAUGGGAAAGAUUUAAAGUGUGGGACACAGAUGUACGACUGCUUUUUCAAGCCAUAAUAAAGGUAAUGGGUAAAUUCACAUCCUGCACCUCCUGUUCCAGACAUCCAAGCUGCGUCCUGCUGUGCCUGAUCCAGGGGUGUCCUCAGUGCCGCAUCCUGGUGCCACCCCACUAUAACCCUGGUGCCAGGGUCUGUGGGAUGUCUGGGAACGAGCAGCAGCUUUCUGUGGGUUCUGCUCAGGCAGCUGGAAACCAAAUUUCACCCCUUCAGGGCCCCAAGUGCAGGCAGGGAUGUGAAGUUGAGAGCAGCUGUGGGCUCUGCUGGAAGCCCCAGCUGAGCACUCACAGGGGGACCACCGCGGCCCCAAGACGUCAGUGAUGAGCUUGGGACGAGACAAAAACCACCGCCAGGAACCGAAGCAGGAGGAACAGGGCCCCAUGCCAGGAACAAAGAGCUGAGCUCUGCUCCAGCUACAUGUGCUCUUGCAAGAAAAGCUAGAAAACAUCUGGAGAGGAGCAGAACGGCACUAAUUGGUUCUGUUAAUAAAAACUGUUUUGGCGCGGCAGCAGCAGGCGUGCGGGUGACGGGGCUCAGGGCUGGCUGGGCACACAGCACCGGGGCUUUCACUGCCGGGGGGGUCCCCGGAGGCGUGGGGAGCCCAUCACGGUGGGUUUGACAGGAUGAAGCUGGACAAGGCAGGACACCGGGGUGACGGGCAAUGGGGGAGGGGGGGUGACAACAACUGUGAGGCUGAAAGAUGAGACCUCCCCAAGUCAUGGACAGCCAGCAAAAAAAAAAACUAGGGUAAAAUUACGAGCAAAUAGGGAACAGGCUGGUUCUUGUUUACUGGUAAAUCAGCUUAAUGGAAAACUGGGAUUCAAUCUAAAUAGCACAAAAACAGCAUUUUAAGGUUGUUUUUUAUUAGUUAAAUAAGCUGUCCUAAACUGGCUAAAUAUACAUGUAUUUAAAUGUUACUUAAACACGUCUUACUUGUAAAUUUGAUUAACUGAAGGAGUACUCACAGUGAGGGAAGUGAAUUCCUGGUUUCCAUGUUUGCCAAGAUUUUAGAACUAGCAGGGCUCAUCCCUCCAUGCCUUGUUUUCAGCUACAAAAUGGGAGAGGAAGGCAAAUUUUCCGGCCUUCCCAAUUCCCAACUGGUUUCUCAGCUCUGUGUAAACAACUCACUUAACCGAAUCACACGAAGUAUGGAGAAUUUGCUGUUUCCAGCUGUAGAGGAAGCAAUGUCAAAAGCAGUUUCAGUGACCCCAGUUCCGCUCUGCCGCUUGGCUACUCUCUUAGCCCAGGGCCUUAGCUUCCUUUAAAAUGCCAGAAGCAAAUAAGUAUUUCUGUAUUGCUAGGGUUUUACUUUAAUUGCUUAGAUUAGUUUCUGGGGAGUACAGAGAUGGGUUUUAAUUUUAUAUUGAAAUAGGCUUGUAUUUAAAAUGCACUCAGUGUAAUUAAAUACAUUUCAAUAUA
Anas platyrhynchos (mallard) is the source of this 2999-nucleotide messenger RNA. RefSeq names its product CD79b molecule (gene CD79B). Gene Ontology annotation, biological process: B cell differentiation; B cell receptor signaling pathway. The record is from RefSeq and is a predicted model, not a curated record. NCBI's taxonomy places the organism in Eukaryota, Metazoa, Chordata, Aves, Anseriformes, Anatidae. Gene Ontology annotation, cellular component: B cell receptor complex; external side of plasma membrane.